UUUUCAGGGCUAUGCUUUCUCACUAUUGGAACUCAAAUAUCAAAAAUAAUAAAUCCUCAAAAAUAUUUAUUUUAAUUUCCCAGCAUUGUUCUCAAUAUGUCCGCGAGUUAGAAUUAAAUUUUUGGCUAGAAAGAUCAGAAAGGUAUCAGCUCCUUCUCUCUACUAUCAAACAAGUUAGAGCUACCGAUUUAUUAGAUGCUUUACCUUUAAAUUCAUCUGUAAAAAGGAUACAAAUUUUAACUUCUAAUUUAAUGAUAUAUUUAUUAAUUUUAAUAAUUUAUAGAAGGAUAUCUAAUUAA
This is a messenger RNA of Meloidogyne enterolobii, 299 nucleotides long. Lineage: Eukaryota; Metazoa; Nematoda; Chromadorea; Rhabditida; Meloidogynidae. The record is from the annotation of a GenBank genome assembly.